Messenger RNA from Cladocopium goreaui, 3443 nucleotides. Lineage: Eukaryota; Dinophyceae; Suessiales; Symbiodiniaceae. The record is from the annotation of a GenBank genome assembly.
AUGUCAGAGUCCUCGACUUCAGGGCGAUGUGCCUGGCUGGUCGUGGAAGGGCUGCGGGCGGAGGAGAAGGCUGCCGAUUUUGACCGCCAGGGCCAGUCGGCACAGGCCGCUCUUCAUCAUAGCAGAGCUGCGUCAAAAUUCAAAGAGGCAGCAGAGAUUUGCCCUGAUGCAGACCGCGAAGAACUGGAGGGUCAUGCCCAGGACAUCACUGCGAGGGCAGUGUACCUCGAAAGUUUGGGUGGGAUGCCUCCGUCAAUGCCACUGGAGGAUCAUAUCGGAGAACUUUCGAUCAGCUUGGAUCUUUCGGUGGCUCAACAGCCACAAGAUGAGCAAGUGCCGGAGCUCCUGGCACGCUCAGGAGUGACCGGUGCAUCGGCGGAACUCUGCGACAGUGGGCUGCAACUUGUGCAAGCCCUGAAGAGCCAGGAAGAGAUGCAAACCUUCAUCCUACGCAUAUUGGCUUCUACCUGGCGGAAGGUGAAGGAUGAUGAAGCUUCGGCCCCGGAGUUCGUCGGGCCAAAUUUGCAAAGGACUUCGGUGCAGGAGCUUGAAGGGCUGGUGGGCAACUUGAGGACUGGCCACGAGUUCUUGUGUUUCAAUGGAGUGCAAAUUGGAAAGACCUGGAUCUUCUCGUUCGUUCCGUUGUUCGCAUGGAGGGUUGCGGAUCCAUGGCUGAUGUGUCCAUCCUCCCUACGGGGAGCCGCUUGGACCAGCGCACUGGGCAGCCUCGAGGAUGUGCGCCGCGCCUCGGCGCGGCCGCACAUCGCGGUGCUGGGAUCACUGCAGUGCCGCUGCGAGCGCGCGGGCCGGUGGACAGCGGUGCUGAGGAUCUUGGAUCUCAUGCAAGGCAUGUUCGGGCUGCGUGCCGACAUCACCGCCUUGGGCAGCUGCCUCAGUGCGUGCCGUUGGACGAUGGCUUUGCAACUGCUGGGAACGGCAGGUCACUGGAACAUCCAGCUGAGUGGCAUCGCAGUCAACGCGGCGGUGUCCGCCUGCAGCCGGGGGCACCAGUGGCUGGUGGCCCUGGGAUCCCUGGGAUCCCUGGCAGGUGUGGUAGAUGUGGAUGGGCUGACCCAAAUCAAUUCGGUGGCCAAGGCGUGUGAGCAUGGGCUACACUGGGAUCGAGUCUUGUCUCUGAUGGCAGGAAUGGGAUGCAAAAUGUGCCAGCCAGAUGUCUUCAGCUGUUCCACUGGGGUCAGUGCCUGCAGCAGAACGGAGCAUUGGGAGGAAUCCAUGGAUCUCUGGAGGGAACUGCAACGCAGAUGGGUGCAGCCCAAUGAAGUUGCGUAUGGAGCAGCUUGUGCUGCAAGCCGCCUGGGGUCCUCCGAAGCUGCCCUGAAGCUUCUGGCGGAGAUGGAGCAGAGACGCUUGGUGAAAAAUCUCAUCAUUUGCAACAUCCAAUUGUCGUCCUAUGCAGAUGGAUCCAAUUGGCAAGAAGCCUUAUCCCUUCUGGAUCAGAUGUUGAAGGUCGGCCCUGCACCCAACUUGAUCAGUCUCAGGCAGGUGGCUGCGGCAGCCGCCGCUGCUUGUUGUCUCCAAAGUCGAGGAUUGUUCAAUCGCCUGCAGAGAUUGAUAGAUGAAGUCCUUCCUUCCCUCAGAACUCCAGCUGAAAGAUCUGAAAGAUCUGAAAGUCGAAAAACUUUCUCCUCCCUGGUGUUGGUGAACUCAGCCAUCGAGGCUUUAGAACUGCUGGAAUCUCAUGAUUCGCUCGGAGAAGGAAGUGUGAUGGCCCUCCAGGACCAAAUGCGGCCAGUUUUGACAAGAUUGCAAGGACUGCAGGGGAUUUUGCCAGCGAUGAGGUCUAAAACUGGAGAGGCAGAUUUGGAGUCGCUUCGCUUGGAGAGUUUCUUCAACCUUGGCACCUCCAAACUUCUGCACUCCUCCCUAGUGACCUUGCGCCUGGCUCGGUUGGGGCUGCCCUGGCUCUGCGUGGCCAGGAGCUGUGCUCGGGAGGUGCACGGUGAAUCCACCGUGUCAUGGGAGCCAGAGGCUCAAGUGGUGCUGGCGUGGCGUGCUGCACAACUGCUGGUGGAGGUGACUGAUGGAACUGAGUUCGCGCUUCAACGGGGAAACUCCGUGCUGCUCUAUGGCAGCUGCCAUGGCCAGUGGCUGAUGCCCAUCCUGGUGGAGCAUGAUCGUUCCAAGCACGCUGAACGCAGGAUUUUGGUGGCGCUGAUCGCAGAAGUGGUCAAGUUGAACGAUGUCCAUGCCCUGGGCGGACAACUUUCCACAGAUUUGUAGAGGUGUAAAGCAAGGAGUCAGCAAACGGGAAGUUUCAGCAGCUGGACUUGAUUCUGCGGGAUUCCUCAUUUGUUUUGCCUAAUUUUGCGGUGAAGCGACGAAGUGCAGACUUGUAGUUCUGCUCUCCUGGAAGUGAAAGACGCCUCUGUGCUGGCUUUGCUGAAUUGAAAGUCCUUUGUCCAUGUCAACUGGAGGUAGAGCUGGGUCAGAAUGUCAGUUUGACGUGCCAUGGACCCAAAUGCCAGGAAUCGUUCGGUCUGAAGUAUUGUGAAGUGGCAAUGGAGAAGCCAGAGCCAGAGCCAGAGCUGGCACGAGAAGCACAAGCGGGGCCAGAGGUGGUGUGUUUGUGUUUCCAUCGCUCCUCAAGAACACGUUGGUUUGCGCAAUCGAUUUUGCAUUUUGAACUCAAGUUACUGGCCUGCGUUGUCGACACCGGUAAGCUGAUGCACUUAUACCAGAAGACGAAAGGACUCACAGGCGUGUGCAACAUCGUUGGACCGCAGUGGUUGCGGUGUUUUUUCCAGCUCAGUGAAGAAAAGAGUUGCGCGGUGUUGCGCGGUUCUUUUUUAUCGAUCCCAUUUGCAUCAUGGAUGCAUUGGAUACACAUUUCAUUAUUUUCAUUACCAUUUGCGAAGCAGUGGGAAAAUCCGAUAGGACAGGACAGCGAACUCCAGUGACCUGAAUUGGCAAAACCCUUGCGACUCCUGCAUUGGGAGAAAGCGGAAUACUUUGCGCGGCAUGUCACGGCAUGUCACGGUAGCUUGUUGGCGUCACUUGUGGCUGAAAACUGAAUUCCUUGGCAUAGCCUUAGAUCGUUGCGUUCACAUGGCUACUUCCAAACAUGUGCAGAUCCCUGUGCCAUUGCAGAAAGUGAUGACAGUGCUACGACGGCUGGGCAUCACAACAUCAUGAACCACCUUGCUACAUCUUGCUAGUUGCAUUCUGAAACAAAGCAAUCAAAAUUGGACAACGGCUGGAGGACCUACACGAAUGGUUGGCUGCAAUGAUACCCACCACAACGCUUACGCUAUCUUGAGCUUGAACGCAGACCCGCAACAGCAUGGAAAUCUUUGGUAAUGUGCUCCUCUGAUCUUAUCACGGUUUCGCUUCAGCUGCGAGAUGAAUGUUGGAUUGAGCAGAUUUGGACGGGCUACUGGUGCAAAUUAUUUCUUAGCAGCCCACCUGCUCUCUUCUCCUGAUGG